Messenger RNA from Effrenium voratum, 2024 nucleotides. The record is from the annotation of a GenBank genome assembly. NCBI's taxonomy places the organism in Eukaryota, Dinophyceae, Suessiales, Symbiodiniaceae.
AGGUAUUCGAAAUGAACAUCACACGGUCAGGUAGCAGUGCCUAUUGGGAUUCCGAAGCUUGGAAUCCAGAUGAACGCGUUUAUGUCGGCGCCUCCGACGGGCAAACGCACCACUUGCAUGCGGUGAGCUCAGAUGAUGCGGCCCCUGGUGAUGGGUACAGGACCGAACCCACCACAAAGGCGCUCGAUCUCUCCGUGACACUGCAGGCAAACCCAGGAGAGCGUGGCCAAGGUGGCGAUUAUUGGGACGCAUUUGAGACAGCAGCGCCUGCCCGACUUGAUCUUCAUCAGUUGGAUGACUCACUGCGCGCGAAGCAAGGCCUUGCCGGAGGCAAUUUCCUGUCAGACAGUGCAUCGCGUGAUGGUUCCUCGUACUGGGAUGAAUAUCGAAGCAGUGGAGCAGGCCGACAAAGUGCUCCGUCUGAGAAGAAAGUGCCUGAAAAGCAGGAGAAAGACCUCAAGCGGGUCAACAGCGGUGCAUACUGGGAUGCGGAGCAGUGGGAUCCAGACCAGCGUGUGUAUGUCGGUGCGGAAGCUGGAAUGCAAAACCACUUGCAGGCUGUGGAUCCAACGAAGGAUGAAGUGACUGUGUGGCGGGCAUGGGCUGGCGGCUUGUCGAGCCAGACGUUGGGGCACGAUGGCGACACGGGCCCACUGAUUGACCUCAGAGAAUCCAGCGCAGAUGCCAAAGUGAAACUUGAGGAUCUUUAUGAGGUCCUGGAGGAGUCUGUCGGCUGCGGCAGUUUCGGGGUGGUGCGGAGGUGUCGGCACAAAGGUUCGGGAAGAACGUGCGUGAUCAAAAGCGUUCGCAAGGACGCCGCAGGUGAGAGGUACCGUGCUUUGUUGGUUGACCGGCAUCUUGGUGAGAAGCUUUUGUGGAUGUCAAAGGAGGCCCAGCACCCCAACAUUGCAACCUACCUUGACAUGUUGGAGGGCCCGCAGCACUUCUUUGUCGUUAUGGAGGAACUUGCUGGUGCAGAGCUGAUGGAGCAGGUGGAGGAGUGCUUCCCUGUCACCGAGGCAUACCUGCAGCGUGUGAUGAAGCAGAUCCUGUCAGCCUUAUCGCAUCUUCACAACAAAGUUUGCCUCGUGCAUCGAGACGUGAAGCUAUCAAACUUCCGCUUUCGCAACGCAGAAGACUCAGCCAAUUUGGCGUUAUUAGAUUUCGGGUUUGCUACAAGCACGAGUGAGCCUUGGGACGGCGCGGUGUGCGGAACCUUAAUGUUCAUGGCGCCAGAGGUGCUCGGGUCAACAGCAGCCACCCCCCACUUGGCCGCCAUGGAUGUGUGGGCUGCAGGGGUGAUACUCUAUGUGCUGCUGACAGGGGAUUCGCCAGCGCAAGAAGAUGAGGUGAGGGUCCUUGGGCGUGGAGGCCCUCCAGCUGAAGCAGUAUUGGAAAAGGCAUUGUCUGCAUCACAGCUACGCAGUGCAUCAGCAGAAUCUCUGAACCUCCUGAAGCAGCUGCUGGUGCUGGACCCAAGUCAGAGGAUCACUGCUGAAGAAGCUUUACGGCACGAUUGGUUUCACGUGGACGGAUCAGUGCGCAAGGUCGAUGUGCCAGCCAUCAAGUACCAGCGUCAACGCUCUGCAAGCAGAGGUUCUGAGGUCAGCACGCCAACGUCUGCAAAACGAGAGAAGACGCCCAAGAAGCUUGACCUGCCACAGCCGGCGUUCACACCUCUUGAGCGAAUUGUGUCUGAGGGCGUUGAGGAGAUCAAAGACUAGCUGCGACUCAAACGGCCGAAAUAGAUAGAUAUUUUCUCUGCGCACCUUUCCGCCUGAAACCUACCCAUGGCCUAUGGCGGAUGCGGCGAAGGCAAGCAGCAGCCUGCGCCUUUGAAGUUGCGCUGCAGCUUGCAGGCCCAGAAGAGGCGCAAAGUGUCUCAGUCCUCCCUUUUCAAGCCGUUUUAGCAUUGCUCCAGCUCUGACAAGAAUUGUCGGAUGGAAACGCUGAGCAUUUGCCCAAAGUGGCCUUGGUUGCCUCUUUGUCCUCCCAAGAUUGCGCUUUUAACGCCAUGUCAGAAA